Fusarium coffeatum is the source of this 1950-nucleotide messenger RNA. RefSeq lists its product as uncharacterized. Lineage: Eukaryota; Fungi; Ascomycota; Sordariomycetes; Hypocreales; Nectriaceae. The transcript has 2 exons. Gene Ontology annotation, molecular function: protein dimerization activity. The record is from RefSeq and is a predicted model, not a curated record. The coding region runs from base 1 to 1950 and encodes 649 amino acids.
AUGAGUUCGACAGCCUGGAACGGGCAAGACCAGACAAUGGCUUCAGCCGGCGAUGAAGACUUUCACCAGUUUCUCGACAUGAGCAGUAUGGGAACUCUGGGCGAUGGCAUGCACUUCGAUUUCCAAUCUUUCCAGGAUGGCUCAUCGCAGGGACUAAUGAAUCAAUCGCGCGAUGUCCCCGACACAAUAAUGACCGACAGCGACAACCCAGGCUUGUUGGCUACGGCUGGCGCAAUGCCAAUGUCGACAUCUGCUGGUCAACCAACGAUCCCAGCCCAUAUGAUGACACCUGCGAGCGAUCCCAUCUCCAACAUUGACGCCCAAAUUCAGUAUCUUCAGCAGCAGAAGUUUCAACAACAGCAGCGCCAACUGCAGGAGCAGCAAGCUGCCUUCUUCCACAACCACAACCACUCAGUACCUCCGACACCGCAAAGUCUUGAGAUGCCCAACAGCGGACACUUCUACUCCCAGGCAGAGCAGAUCACUACCACUGGUGCUUACGAUAGAGGCUAUCAUCAGCGCACGAAGGAGCAAGAUAUGGCCUUCACACCUCUAGUCUCACCUGCAGUGACACCUCUAGAUCCCAAUUUCUCCAUGGAUAGCGGCUACACCAUUCCCAGCGCCUAUUUCAGCCCUCUGACUUCACCUGCUCUUCAUGCUCAGAAUGAGCCUUCAACUAUUUACGACCCGCGCCACACGAACACGAAUAACUCGCCGAUCGACGUGGACGAUAGAUCCGCUGCCCCUGUCACAUCAGUUUUGGAUCUGCCCAGGAAGCCUGUGAGGAAGAAGGCCGCUACGAAGUCGAGAGCAAAGGCUGGCAUUCGAAGUUCUCCCAUUGUAAAGCCCCAACGUCGGAAAGUGGGACCUAGUCCUGCGAUUGUCUCACAGGUGCUCAGUGAGGUCGAGGAGAACAACAGCUCUUUUCUUCCCAUGUCUGCAACCUCUACUGAGACCUCCGCAGAGGAGAAUUCUUCGGUGUCUCCAGAGGCACUCUCAGAAAUGCCCCCACCUCCCAUCCCCAACAGGAGGUCAACAAGCAAAUCGCCAUACAUUCAAGCACAGUCGAGCAGUCAGCAAACACCCGUUCCGGGUCCUGUGGACUUAAAUCUCGCUCCAGCUACACCAGCUUCGCUAAUGAAACUGCCGGCAUCCAGGGCCAACAAGCAGGCUGCAGGACAUCAAGAACCGGUUGUUUCUGAUCACAUCGAGUCACUCGAGUUGCCCGAAUCGGUAUCCAGCAAGACUAUGACACCCGUCAUCUCACGCUCUACGGUUCAGUCGCCCAUUGUGGAAGCUGGUGCUGGAAAGGCGUCUGCUUUCCAGCCUUUGCCAUCUCCUAUAUUCCUCCGCCACGCUUCUGCAAGCGCAAGCCCUCAGUUGGCACCCGGAUCAACAGGGCCAUCCGCACGAAAAACUCCUCAGCUCGCACCUCGGUCAAGUCGGAAGAGGUCUGUGAGUUCUGUUCAGGUCUCGCCUGCCCUAUUGCCGAGAAUAUCCCCUAGCAUUAAGCCUCUGCUACCUGGUACGCCUGGUAUGACACCAGCGGAGAGUGCUGCUUCUCAACUACUAAUGUCUAAAUCCAACUACCAAAACAUACUGGAGGGUAACAAGGUGCCGGGCGUUUCAUACCCAAGCGAACUUUCGACCAACCUCACAUCGAAACGAACAUCACACAAGAUUGCAGAGCAAGGGCGCCGCAACCGAAUCAACUCAGCGUUGCAGGUCAUGGCCGGUCUGUUGCCUGGAGGCGAAAAAGCAAACCUGACGGACGAAGGCGACAAGAAGGACGGAAAGCAAGCGAAUGCGCAAAACAGCAAGGCAAGCGUCGUUGAGAACGCUAUUGUACACAUGAAGAGCCUGGAGAAAGAGAAUGUGGACCUGAAGAAGGAGGUUGAGGAAUUAAAAAAGCGGUUGGAAGGAUUGCAAGGGUCGGCGGAAGAUAAGUAA